This is a messenger RNA of Paralichthys olivaceus (Japanese flounder), 768 nucleotides long. RefSeq names its product calcium binding protein 4 (gene cabp4). Gene Ontology annotation, biological process: regulation of voltage-gated calcium channel activity. Lineage: Eukaryota; Metazoa; Chordata; Actinopteri; Pleuronectiformes; Paralichthyidae. Gene Ontology annotation, cellular component: cytoplasm. The record is from RefSeq and is a predicted model, not a curated record. Gene Ontology annotation, molecular function: calcium ion binding; calcium channel regulator activity.
AUGUCAUUGAAAGGUGCAAAGGGAGGAGCAGAUAGUCGGCCAUCGUCAGCAGCCAGCAUGUCUCCUCGAGCGGGGCGCGGGGCAGCGGCGGCAGCUGCUGGCAGAUCACCUGCUUCUGGGAGAUUCAAAAACAAGGCCCUUCAGCUCAGCCUCUCCAAGAAAUUCUGCUCAAAGUCACAGUCUCCUUCGGCCAAAGGUAAGGGCGCUGGCGAGGAGGGGUCACGUCGCCGCGGUAAAAGGAGCCUCAGCAACAGCUCAGCAGUGGCCGCCGCCUACAUCUCCUACCUCAAUAAACUCUUUGGACAGGAGAGGGAGCUGAUGCCAGAGGAGCUGGAUGAGCUGCAGGAGGCCUUUAAGGAAUUUGACUAUGACGCGGACGGCUUCAUCCAUUACAAAGACAUCGCAGACUGCAUGAGGACCAUGGGCUACAUGCCUACAGAGAUGGAGCUCAUCGAGAUCAUCCAGCAAAUCAAAAUGAAAUGGGGAGGACACGUGGACUUUGAUGACUUCUGCUCGCUGAUGGGCCCAAGGAUGUUGGCCGAGACGGCUCACAUGGUCGGAAUGAAGGAGCUGCGCUGUGCCUUCAAACAGUUUGACUGUGAUGGCGACGGAAAGAUCACGUGUGACGAGCUGAAGGAGGGCAUGAAGACCCUGCUGGGGGAGAAGCUGAAGAAAGGUGAGCUGGAAGAGAUCCUCGGCGACAUUGACCUCAACAAAGACGGCAACAUUGACUUUGAUGAGUUUGUUAUGAUGCUUUCUGCACGAUGA